AUGCCAAUAACAUCCUUCGAUUUCGAACAAAGCCGCUUCCUCCACUUUAAUAGCGGCCAUCCACGCAUCUACUUUACAAGCAGCAUCCCUCUCUCCGAAAAAGACAUUCUGACCUGGACUGAAGAAGGCUUCUCUCCUCAAUAUCUGCCCUACGACCCUGCAGAGAAAGACAACUACAUCCGAGCUCUUAAAUCACUCCACGAGAACUUGGCCUUGGGAGAUAACUAUGCGCUCAUCGCCUACGGCGAUGCCGCGAGCGUGGUAUUGAAAGCGGCGCAAAAACCACUGGUGAAAUGCUGUGCGAUUAUUGCAUACUAUCCGACUCAAGUUCCUGACCCGAAGAUCAAGUAUCCGAAUGCACAGGCACUACAAAUUCAUGCUGCUGGUCUGAGUCCAGGGAGUGCGGGAGCGAGGGCUCAUAUGUAUGAGUGGAGCUUGUAUCAACAUGAGAAGUGUUCCCCUGGGUUCGCUGAGCCUGUGAGCAAGACGUACAAGCAGAUUGAAGCAGAUCUGGCGUGUGCACGUUCACUUGCAUGCAUCCGCAAAGGCUUCAAUAGACACCUUGAUCUUGAACCACUGGUACAGGGACUAUGGGAUGCAAAGUACACGGAUGAUGUACCGGAGAGGGCCAGCAUGACCAUGGUGAAGGGUAUGUCGCAGAAUAGCCCGCAUGUUACUAUCUUCCCAACUCUGGAAGGCGGUAUUGGGCGAAAGAAACUGGAAGAGUUCUACAGAGAGUUUUUCGUCCCGAGUUUGGUGGAGGACUUCGAUAUACGACUGAUCUCACGGUCAGUGGGAGUGAUCCGCGUGGUGGAUGAGAUGCUGGUAUCUUUCACGCAUGACGAUGAAGUGGAUUGGAUUUUGCCUGGUGUCCCCCCGACGGAAAAGUUUGUGCAAAUUCCCAUGGUUAGUAUUGUGGCGGUUGUGGGAGGCAGACUAGUAUCGGAGCAUAUGUAUUGGGACCAGGCGUCGGUGCUGAUGCAGGUUGGCCUCCUUGAUCCAAAGCUCGUACCGAGGCAUCUGAAGAGUAAAGGGCUCAAGAAAUUACCUGUCGCGGGAGCGGAGGCGGCGAAACAGCUGAUCGAACCACAGCAACAGAGAUACAACAAGUUGUUACAGGAUCAUGGUUUGUUGAAUGGACUGUAG
Plenodomus lingam JN3 is the source of this 1146-nucleotide messenger RNA. RefSeq lists its product as uncharacterized. Gene Ontology annotation, biological process: polyketide metabolic process. NCBI's taxonomy places the organism in Eukaryota, Fungi, Ascomycota, Dothideomycetes, Pleosporales, Leptosphaeriaceae. The record is from RefSeq and is a predicted model, not a curated record.